Molecule: messenger RNA, 927 nt
Organism: Truncatella angustata
Lineage: Eukaryota; Fungi; Ascomycota; Sordariomycetes; Amphisphaeriales; Sporocadaceae
Exons: 4
Coding region: 244-927 (227 amino acids)
Biological process (GO): mitochondrial respiratory chain complex IV assembly
Cellular component (GO): mitochondrial intermembrane space
Source: RefSeq, a predicted model, not a curated record
UUGCUUAGCCCAGACCCAACCGCCAAGUUAAGCGUAGCGCUGCAAUUAAAGUACUGGCCCGUGCACCCGCAGACUCGUUCGAUCAUUUUGAAGAUUUCAGGGCCUCAUGAGUGGCAGCAUGCUGCGUGCCGGAUUGUGUGCGUGCAUCGUAAAGUACAAUUAAUUCGAACGCGAGAGCUCCGUGUAUCUUCUUAAUGAACUGUUGCAUGAUUGGUAUUUCUAUCUUCUAGUUUCCCUGCCGAAAUGAGUUCUUUCGGUAGUCCUGGUGGAGGCACAAUUACCUCCAAGCCUAUCCCGCCUGAGAGAGGCAGCUUUCCACUGGACCACGACGGUGAAUGCAAAGACGUCAUGGUCAAUUAUCUCAAAUGUCUUAAAACUGUCAAGGGCCAGAAUGAUCCGGCCUGCCGCGAGUUGGCCAAGAAUUACCUGGGGUGCAGGAUGGAGCGUAAUUUGAUGGCGAAGGAUGAUUUUAAGAACUUGGGGUUCGGCACUGAGAAGCCCAAGAAGGAGCCUGAAAAGGGAGUCAAGGCACAAGUGCUUGGUGGUCUCAAGUCUACCAUAUGGCAUUUUACUACGAGCUUUCGUGCUGGUCGUCUUCGAUCACCGGCCCAGCACAGUUCCGACAUCAAUGCGGUAGCCACAGCGUUGACGGCCGAAAUGUCCAAAAUAUCAACAUCAGCAAGGCACCCAGAGGCAUUUGCGUGCCAUUGCAAUGUCUGCUUCUUUUGCGAGACUCGACAUAGUCCACACAUUCUCACACCAUUGUACAACAGAUCUAUACGAAAAGGUGUUAAUCAUGAUCCAUUUUCGGAAACCCGGGGGAGUUUACACGAAGACUGGAGAAAUCGCGAGCUCGACUUAUUUCCAGCAUUUAAAUGCAAUCCGAUAUCGCCAAGGGUGACAGCCGGAGCCUUAGCGCGAGCUUGA